AGGAAGAAAGCUUAGAGUUUGUAUGUUUUUGCUGUUCUGUCUGAAGGAGAGCCAUUUUCUACGAAUUGGGUGGCUUUCCUUUUGAUUGUUGCUGCAACCAUGGAACGUUACGAGAUUGUGAAGGAUAUUGGGUCUGGGAAUUUUGGGGUGGCUAAGCUAGUGAAAGAUAAGUGUACAGAAGAGCUCUUUGCUGUCAAGUUCAUCGAGAGAGGCCUUAAGAUUGAUGAGCAUGUGCAAAGGGAAAUCCUGAACCAUAGAUCGCUGAAGCAUGCAAAUAUUGUUAGAUUCAAGGAGGUCUUACUAACACCAACUCACCUAGCAAUUGUUAUGGAGUAUGCUGCUGGUGGAGAACUCUUUGAGCGGAUAUGCAGUGCUGGUAGAUUUAGUGAGGAUGAGGCCAGGUUUUUCUUUCAGCAAUUGAUAUCAGGAAUCAGUUACUGUCAUUCCAUGCAAAUCUGCCAUAGAGAUCUUAAGCUUGAAAAUACUCUCUUGGAUGGCAGUCCAGCUCCACGUGUCAAAAUAUGUGAUUUUGGAUACUCAAAGUCUCUGUUGCAUUCACAACCAAAAUCAACUGUUGGAACUCCGGCCUACAUUGCACCCGAGGUUUUAUCCAAGGGAAAAUAUGACGGGAAGAUUGCAGACGUUUGGUCAUGUGGAGUCACCUUAUUUGUGAUGCUAGUUGGGGCAUAUCCCUUUGAAGAUCCUGAUGAUCCAAAAAACUUUAGGAAGACACUUGGGCGGAUUCUCAGUGUCCACUACUCAAUCCCAGAUUAUGUUCGAGUCUCUAAGGAAUGCAGACAUCUUCUAUCUCGAAUUUUUGUGGCAAACCCUGAAAAGAGAAUAAAUAUACAGGAAAUUAAAAGUCAUCCAUGGUUCUUAAAAAACCUCCCUGUUGAACUAAUGGAAGGAGGAAGUUGGCAAACUAAUGACAUAAACAAUCCGUCCCAAUGCCUCGAAGAAGUACUGUACAUAAUACAAGAAGCAAGGAAGACUACAGAGGUCCCCAAGAUAGAUGGGUAUAACGUUGGAAGCAGCAUGGAUCUUGAUGACAUAGUGGCCGAUGCAAAUAUUGAUGAUGUAGAAACGAGUGGUGAUUUCGUCUGCCCACUGUAAUCAAAUUGUUAAAAAAAAUAAACACUAGACUUGAAUCAAGAUAUUGUUUACACCAUAAUAACACCGAUAUGAGCAU
Rubroshorea leprosula is the source of this 1189-nucleotide messenger RNA. The record is from the annotation of a GenBank genome assembly. Lineage: Eukaryota; Viridiplantae; Streptophyta; Magnoliopsida; Malvales; Dipterocarpaceae.